This is a messenger RNA of Brienomyrus brachyistius, 1665 nucleotides long. RefSeq names its product chromosome 13 C15orf39 homolog (gene prmt2ip). Bases 242 to 1396 code for a protein of 384 amino acids. The record is from RefSeq and is a predicted model, not a curated record. The transcript is spliced from 3 exons. Lineage: Eukaryota; Metazoa; Chordata; Actinopteri; Osteoglossiformes; Mormyridae.
CCCAUUCGGACAGCUGCAGACGCCCUCGCCACCAUUUUAUGGAACUGCAUCAGUCACUCUGCAGGCUCAUCUCCAGGUGCCUGGUACCUUCAUUGACCAGGUACUGCAGGAGCGCCGGGUUGAGCUGCGACCCACCACGCUCUCUGAGGAGCGACACCUAGCCCAGCUUCAGAAGAGGACCUGCUCCUCCAAGCUACGAAGGCUUCUGUCCCUCAAACACCUACCUGAAGUUUACCCAGACAUGCUGAACCUUUUCUACCAUGCAUGUGUCAACAAGCGCUUAGGGACAGAACUCAGAGACUCAGUGAAAAAAGAGCCAUUAAGGGGAAAAGAUGCUGAUAUAUCCUGUCGGUCCCAUGUCAGGACAGGCUGCGGGACACCAGGUUCUGAGAAGAUGAAUAACUCAGCUCCUCUUAAAAAACGGAAAAGAGAUGGAAGGAGAAUGAGUGACUCAAAGAGGCUCUUCUCUGGGGAGAAUAUGCAACAGAAGCAUAAUGCUGAACCUGCUGGAAAAUUUGAGAACUGGAGUAUUGUGAGCUCCUUCUGUGAGAAUGGGGACAGCACACAGAGCACCUGUGAAGAAGGUAUAGAGAACAUACAGAUCAAGGUGGAGGAGGAUUCCUCUGAUCUGGAGCAGGCUGCGGAGCAGGAGCCCGACAAGGCAUGGGGCCCCGUGAUGUCCGAUGAGGUUUCUUCAGGAGACAGUGACACGGAGAAUGAUAGGACCUCCACAGUGUCAGAGCACAGCCAGUCCUCUGAUUCCACUAAGCCAUCAACAAGUUCCAGGGGCCGUUCUGGAAUGAUUCUGAAGUUGAGGAGGGUUCUAUUUGACAAAGGUUCUGGCAAGGAUGAUUCUGGGUUCCAGCCCAUUCGUGACAUGGGAAAUCAUGGACAGUCUGGAAUCAACGCAAGAAAGAUACCGGGUGUAGAAGGACGACACCAAGAACGCUCUCAAAGGAUUAGAGCCGGGGAGGUCCGGGAUCAGAGGGGAGUCCUCUUAGGGGCCACAGGGUACAUGGAGGCCGUGCAGCGCCACAGAUCCAAAACGUCCCUGUGCAUGAGCCGGCCACUAGUGCAGGUCAAGUACUGUUCCUACCUAUCCAGUGGGCCCAACAAGCAUCACAGGAGGUGGGUGCUGCGCUCAGCUGUGCGAGCCGCUCGGCGGGCCAUGAAGAACCGCUACCCUGAGCUGGUGGGCAAGAGAAUCUACCAUUUGUAUGAGGAGAAGGACAAAUCGGAGGUUUGGUACAAGGGGCUGGUGGUGAGGAUUCAUGAGCCCCAUCCUAACCCGCUGAAGACGGUCUUUGAGGUAAAGUAUGACAGUGAGCCAGAAUGGCAGUACUACUUGGAGCUGCUCAUGGACUACAAGAAAGGCUGGCUUAAGGUGGAGGACUAAGGACUUCCACGAAUAGUUUCGGAGGAGUGUGCAUGUUUGUUUGAAGUGCUGUGGAACAGUCGUUUGUGUGCUGGUGCUGCUUAAUGUCUUUUUUUUGCAUUGGUUGUUUGUGUGUGACAGUAUAAAAUAAAACAGAAUAAUUUUGAUCUGUAAAAGUAACGGAUCCCUAACGUUUAUUACCUCAUUAUAGCUGCCUUUUUCUUUUUUUUACUUUUGUGAAAUUUUAAGUUUGCUUCACUGGAGUUUAAUAAAUGGAGAAAGAUGCAAAG